Megalobrama amblycephala (Wuchang bream) is the source of this 5170-nucleotide messenger RNA. RefSeq names its product KIAA0825 ortholog. The record is from RefSeq and is a predicted model, not a curated record. The transcript is spliced from 20 exons. Lineage: Eukaryota; Metazoa; Chordata; Actinopteri; Cypriniformes; Xenocyprididae. The coding region runs from base 532 to 4359 and encodes 1275 amino acids.
UUGUCAGAGACGCUUUGCGCUUGAGAAACAUAGCAGCGCGUCAUCACAUGUGUUUAUAAACAAACGGACGCAACGGGUGAACAGUUAUAUAUUCAUCCCUGUAAGCGAGCUUGAUAGCAUGUUAUUUAACCAUCUGAACGCCUUUUAAACUUAUACGACACUUUUGUCUGCAAUCUGAUGUUGUGGAUCGAUAUAAAUGACUCGAUAUGAAAGACACUCUCCCAUUAAAACACUCGCAGUUUCCCUCCAUUAGUGCUGUCUUCUGAGAAUGGAUGAAAAGACUAUGAGACUGUCCAUUUGAUAUAUUUACUCGACACUAUUAGACCCAUGCUUUUAUGUUUGAUUGCUGUAGCAAACACCUCUCACAUCAUUUAGAUCAUUUCACUGCAAUGAAAAGUAAAGAUUUGGGAAGAAAUGCAUCUGACAACUUGACAAGUCUGCUUGGAUUUUAGCCUUUGCUAGUCCUUCAUUGCUGUUGGAUUUAAUGUGAUCAAGAGCCUCUGAAAUCACUGCGUGAAAAGGACAAAAAAGAUGGAUGGGCAAGGUGAAUUUCUGCAUGACCAUGCAUUUGUGGAGCUGCAGGUGGAAGGAAUCCCUGGUGAGGUGGACAUCCAGAAUCUCAUCAGAGACACAGAGGAGAAACUCAGACUCAAUGCCUGCAGUAUUGAACAGAACCUAAAGGAACUGCAGGUCAAGGUUGGUGAGUCCUGCAGCGGAGAGAGAGUGCCCAGUCCAGUAGAAUGCCUCCAGUGGUUCAGUCAGCGUAACUUGGGCAUCCUGAAACCAGUGGCUACAGGACACCAAGAGCUGUUGGACUUCCUUCGAGCCAUGCAAAACUUGCUGAAGACAGAGGAGGCUUGUGAUGAGGCCGUUCUGCAGUUACUGCUGAGCAUCUCUUCUCAGUGUGGUGUUGCUUUCCCUACUUCCUGCCCAGCAUCUACCCAAGAGCAUUCCCCGAUCCCUGCCUUGUCCACACCAUGCGAUGACCUCGCUCUGGAGGUCCAGGAAGUAUGGGAUGAUGUUCGUUUCUCAUUGCGGAACCACUUACUUGGCAAACUCCAAAUGAUGGCUGAACCAAGCCAGACUGAGGGAGAAAUGGGUGUUGGGACUAAGGUUCCUCAGAAGGUCCUGUACCUUCAGCAACUGUCAUUCCUCUACACUGAUACAAAGGUCCUCAGCUGGUACCAGCACCUUCAAAUCAAGGCUGUACUCAGUGUUUUCCAAAGCUGCCAGAGCUGUAGCCCAGGUGGUGAGAAAGGCUUCGACAGACUGACUCUGGGCUUUCAAACCGCCUCGCCAACUCUUUGCUCAAUGCUUAGAGAGGAAAUUCAGGUUCUUAAUGGGAUUGCGGAACCACAUAACAUCCUGGCCUUUCUCAACCAUGUCUACCUGAACACGGUGGCACAGGAGCUAGGCGUCCUGAUGGAGAAGGAGAUUGAGACAGCACUGAAAGACAAUACCACACACAGCAGCAAAGGAGGCAAGAUGUCCUACAAGAAGUCUGCUGUAGCUCCUCAGGAUCUUCCCCAAAGAGGACGAAACUUCUGCCUCACCUCCCAUCAGCUCAGGUGCCUGACCCAGCUGACCUCCACCUUACUGAAGCUGGAACAAACUGUGGAGGACCUGGCAACCCAUCUGGGUUUCCUUAACUGCGCUGGAGAAUCAGUCUGUAGUGUCAAAGGGGUCCCGAAGAAGGUCAGGGAUGAUAUGGAGGUGACGACAGCAGAAGACAAAGCCGCUACUGAUCUUGUGCUGCAAAGUACAGAGGUGGUGUGUCUUGAGUUUGGGUGGAGGGCUGCGUUCAGAGACCUCAUUCCUCAGAUGGCUCACUGUGUGAAGGUGGUGUUGGAUGACGUGUGCAGUAAGAAUCUGCAGCAGGAGGAAGCUGCACAUGCAUCGGGCUCUGCUAACAUCUCCAUAGCCCCUGUUACCCACAGACACGCUCCAGAGAGAGACUCUCCAAAGAUGAUGGCAAAGUUCUGUGCAGAUGUCCUGGAGCAGAUGGAUGCUUUUCUCCCUCUGGCUGUGGCAUUUAGAGAGGACACCCUGCUGCCCGUGUGCUCCAGCUACGUGGAGGUGUGUGGCCGUGUGACCUCUUUCCUACUGACGAGGCUAGAGGAAAGAGCAGGGGAAGUGCCAGCCUCAGCUCCACUCAAGAACCUGCCCAUUCUGAUGGCCACAAGUGUCUACAUUCACCAGACGCUCACUCACUAUGAAAGCCAGCUCAGAGAUUCCACACGCAUGCCUCUAACUCUGCUGCCUAUUCAGAGAAGCCAGGAUGUGAUGGCAGCCCUGCACGAUCACCUGACCAGCUACUGUGUCCAUGUGUGUGCCACUAGUAUACUGCAGGAUGCCGAGAGCCACUACUGGAGUGACCCCAACCCAUUUUACGAGGGUGAAAGGUGUUCUUUCUCCAUCCAGAUGUGGCACUAUUUUCUCACAGGCCUGCGCAGUGACCUUUGGGGCGCCGUUGCCCCCGUGCAGGCCCGGCAGACCUUGGCCCAGGUGCUGUGUGAGACCCUGGAGGUCUUAGUUCAGAGGUACUCAAGAGCACGACCAUCCUACAAAAGACUCCCCCAGAUCAGGGUUGAUAUUACAGUUAUUCUGCUGUCCGUGGAGAAUCUGAUGUGGAGUAUGUGUGACUCUGUGGAGGAGUUGCUAAGGCCAGAUGCAGCCCGUGGAUCUUGGAUGUGGUCCAUACACAGCCUGUGUAACCAGCUACUGACCGCACUGAUCAUCCUUACAUCACCUCUAGCAGAGCUGCACAGGGUUUUUCAGGGAGGCUGUGGUGGAGGAGGCAGCAGAACUCCAAAAUUUCCAGAAGGAGUGAACAGUCGUGACACAAUGUGGCUGAGCGUAAUGAACCCUACACUGUUCACAGAGGAGCUGCUGAGGGAUUUUCCAGCAUCUGAGGGAUCUUCUUUAUGUCUGUUUGAGCUACUGGUGUCUGGACCUUGUUAUAAUCCAGCACUACUUCUGCAGACCAUCCUUCACAAAGACUGCUUACUGCUGCAGAUCAUCAUCUCAUACUCAUGUCUCUGUGUGGACAGAGGAAUAGAGGUGUCCCCUGAUACUCAGACAGCAGCUGCAGAGUUUUUAGAAGCUGUUUUUGCCAUCCUGUCCUCCCUAAACUACUUCCCCAGGGCUUUAAGUCGAGCGCUGGAGGGAUACCUGGACCGGAAACACCUUUGGGAGCACUUUUACAACUUAACAGACUCCAGUAAAGAGGAGCCAGCCUUGUUUAAAUACAUCAGGUCCAUUGUUUGUGAAUCCACUUCCAAACUCCUGAUCCACCUGGUCAGCAUGGUGCAGGAAUAUAAAGACCAGUCUGGACCCCUGGUGCAACAACACCUACCCGGAAAUGUCCUAAGCAAAAUCCCAAAAGAAUGGAACUACAUUCCACAAGAUCCCAAGCUGAAUGAAACCAACACAAGCAGCAUAAAUCUAGCUAUCCAAGCCCUCUCAUUUAUCUUCACCCACCUUCCAUCAACCAUAGCCUCCCUUCCCCUGCCUGUGCGCUUCCUGUUCACUGUGGCUGAGAAGAGGCUUUCCCAGCAUGCCAGACAGCUGAGGUCUACUGGCCUCCUCCUCUGGGUCCUGUUGGUCUGCCUCUGUCAGGAUCUAGAAAACGGUGACACCCUUGAGCUCCUGUCUGGACAGCCCCUGGAGAGAGGGGCCAAGGAUAGGCUAAGUCUGCUAUCAGAAUGUCUGCAGGUCAGCCUGGGCCAGCAGAAGGGCGUUCCCAAGCCUCUGGUCCAUAAGGUUCUCCAGGGCCUGGAAGAGAAGAGGCCCAAAUGGACCUCCAUGCAGCUGCAGAAGGCACGAAAGCUUUGCUGCGAGAGUGUGUUGGAGCGUGUGGAGAGCGGCCCGGCGCAGGAUAGAGGUGGGCCCGCGGAACUGACUGAGCAUAAAAUAAGGCAGUUGCUGCUGGAGCUGUGCCAUAGAGCAGGUGGCAGCCAGCACCUCCGGCAAAUCCAUCACAGCAUCCAGCUCAAUGAGGGUUUACUGAGGUCCGUCCUAUCGCCUCUUUCAAAGACGAAUACGCUUCCGGACUCCCCAUUGGGACCUGUUGUCUUCUCCUCUGAAGCAAGCAACCAAAACCACCAUAUAUCCCAGUUUAACCCCUUCACCGAGUUCAAUUCUAUCGGCCCCAACAAGUUCGAUCAGGCUGCUAUGGGUGAGAGGGAGUGGGAUUGGGCCCAACUGCUGCCAGCCUAUCAGAGCACGAGUCAGGUGACCUUCACGACGCUGCUCGCUAACAGGUGGGAGAUUCAGGAUGCUGCGCUGCUAGAGGAUGAAGAGAAGAUUUUAGUGGAUCAGUUAAAGCAAACAUACUUCAAAAAAAGCCAUGAAACAUGAACUCUCAGCAACUAUAACAGGAGCACCAAAUGACCAAUGUAUUGAAAUGUAAAAAGUGUACACAAACUCUGUGUUUAAGAACAGCUGCUACAAAGAUUGCUAGCACUGAUGUACUGUGGCUGUACAAACUACAGUUCUUUUAGAUGAGUCUUAAAUAAAUAGAAAAACAAGACAAAAUGUGAUCUGUAAUAAAUCACAAGAAGGCUUUUGAUGAAAUAUGACUCUACUCUGUAUUGAAUGCAUGCUCAACUGAAAACUAGACUCCAUUGAUCUGUUAUACAAAUGAUAUAACAGUUAUGAGGAAAUAGAUUUUGGAGCAUUGCUUAGUGGAAGGGCUGUCCUGUUGUGGGAAAUUAUAAGGUCCUCUAAAGAAUAAAGAUAAAACAGUGGAUGAAACAUUUGCAUAAUAUGAUCAUUGGAAAGCGAUUCUUACAGAAACUGAGCCAACAACUAUUAAUUUAAUCCAGAAACCAUAAAUGAGAAGUCCAGUAGUGACCAUUUUGUGCAGAAAUAAGAAUUGUAGUCUUUAAAUAUUUACCUUUAUGUAUAGGCUAUUUGGAAUAUUUGACUAAAGUUUGCUCGAUUUAUUUAUUUAUUUGAACUCAUUAUUAAAGUCACUGACUGACAUGCAAAUAUUAAUUGUUAUAAAAAAAAAGAGGAAAAAUGAUUUAUGUGGAGUUUAUGUAUUUAUUUGUCAUUUUAUUUAUUUUUUUAAAUGUCUGCAGUUCAUUUUUGCACUAUAUGCAUGUGAUUAUGUAGCUAUUGAUACAUUCACAAAUAGGCUACAUGAUAUAUUUUCUUUCAGGAGAUU